UUAGAGAAAGAGAGAGUGAGAGAGAGAGAACCUCUCUCACAUUACGACUGCAAACCAGUAGUGAACAGCUAAAUUGGGAGAGAGAGAGAGCGAGAGAGUCAGAGAGAGAGAAAGAGAGCGCGCGCCCCUCGUGAUCCCAUAAACAAUAUUUCUCCUCUCCAUCCUUUCUUCACGCCCCGAUUUCCCGCGCAUCGAUAAUUCUCGAUCUCCUCCCGCCGAUAGGUGGCGGGAGCAUCAACUACACCACCUCGCGAACAACAGCGAAAAAACACUAGACCAUCUUCAACUCGCCGGUGCUGCCACCCUACAACGAUGAACGCGUCGUCGUCGUCGCCGACGUUCGACGACGUCGACAUCGAAGACUACAACAAGGCGGUGAUUUCCAUCUCCGUCGUUGAGCCUCUCGUCUGCGUUCUGGGGAUGUUCGGAAACGCCCUCGGCCUCCUAGCGCUCUCCAGCCGACAACUGAAGGGCCCCUCGUAUGUGUUCCUGCGUAGUUUAAUGGUGGUGGACUUUACCGUGCUGCUGAUCAUUCUAGUUACAGACACGAUGUGGCAUCUUCAGCUACCGACGUACGCCUACUCGUUCUUCUACGCACACGUCGAGCAGCCGGCCUUCAAUGCCUUCAUGUCGACAAGUAACUAUCUUACAGUGGCGUUGAGCAUCGAGAGGUUCAUGGCUGUGUGUCGGCCCGUGAGAUACUCGGCUGCUAAGCAGGCCGUGUUUCAGGCGAAGAUUUUCAUCGUCGUCGUGUUCGCCAUCUCGGCGCUCGUGUCGGCGCCGUACGGCCUCGAGUACGUUGUCGUCGUCGUCGGAGCGGGAAACGACACGAACGCCACCGCCGACGUCAGGUACGAUCUUCGCGCCAACGAGUUGCUGCGGUCGGGAGCGUACGCCACCUGGUGGACGGCGUACGUAUGGCUUCAGUCGGCUCUCUCCCGCAUCGUUCCUUUCUUCCUUCUCCUCGGUCUCAACGGGAGCACGUUCUACGCGUUCCACAAGAAGAUGCGCUGGCGCGACGCCUGGAACCGACAAACCGAGAUGACCAGCUCCGACAAGAAACGCAUGAAGGUCACCGACACGAAGAAUCGCCGCCUCAUGGGCCUUCUCGUCUGCACCGUCGCCGUCUUCUUCGUCUGCAUGACUCCGGCGCUCGUCAUGAUGUUCAUCACCAAGGAGACGAAUCGAUGGCUGCUGACGAUCAAGUUAACGAACCUGUUGGAGGUGAUCAGCUUCGCGGCGAACUUCUACGUCUACUGCCUGGCGUCGCGUUUCUUCCGCGACAGCCUCGUCGCCGCCUUUCUCUGCCGCAAGGAGGCGACCACCGCCAGCGCGUACACGGCGGCGGCGCCUAGCGGCACGCAGAACAUUCAGCUGCUCGAGACGAAGCAGACGGUGAAUAAUGCGUCGACGUGCCAGACGAACGGCCAGUGA
Messenger RNA from Priapulus caudatus, 1434 nucleotides. Its product is annotated as probable G-protein coupled receptor B0563.6. The record is from RefSeq and is a predicted model, not a curated record. The coding region runs from base 313 to 1434 and encodes 373 amino acids. Gene Ontology annotation, cellular component: membrane. NCBI's taxonomy places the organism in Eukaryota, Metazoa, Priapulida, Priapulimorpha, Priapulimorphida, Priapulidae. The transcript has a single exon. Gene Ontology annotation, biological process: G protein-coupled receptor signaling pathway. Gene Ontology annotation, molecular function: G protein-coupled receptor activity.